GAAAUGGGCCGAGGAGUCAGUAGUGGUGGCGGUCAGAGUUCGUUGGGUUAUCUCUUUGGCACCGGAGAGUCUGGCAACAAUAUUCAAAGUGCAAACAAUCGAGUUCAACCUGUAAAUGGCGGGCGUACUCAAAAUGCCAGCGUUGCUUCUCCAGCUCAACCUGUAAAUGGUGGGGGUACUCAAAAUGCUAGCAUUGCUUCACCGGCUAGUGUUGCUUCACUAGCCGGUGUUGGUGUUGCUUCACCGUCUAGUGUUGCUUCACUAUCCAGUGUUGGUGUUGCUUCACUAUCCGGUGUUGGUCGCGAUGGAAUUCCUGGUUGUCUCAAAAACAAUUACCAUCGCGCUGACGGGCAAAACUGUGGCAACUUCCUCACUGAUCGACCAUCGACCAAAGUUCAUGCUGCCCCUGGUGGUGGAUCUUCCUUAGAUUAUCUCUUUGGUGGUCCUCCUAGUAGUAACUAAUUCACUAUUGUGACUUUGAAGAGUGUUUUUUUUUUCAUUCAAAACUACCAUGUGUAAAGUAGAUGAUGUUAUUGCUUGUUAUUUAGACCAGUGGACUUGUUUCUUGUGCAAGUGAAACUAUUGACAAUGUUGAAGUGCCUUAAUGUAAGGAACUGAGCUGAUUCAUAGACCUCUUGUGCUGUUCAAUUAUGUGUUUGAGUUUAUGAAUUUAUAUUUGUAUGUAAUGUAAUGUAUGAGCUUUAGUGGCUCAGAAUUAUUCUUUUAUCUUUAUUUGUGUUAUAAUA
Cicer arietinum (chickpea) is the source of this 746-nucleotide messenger RNA. RefSeq names its product protein SPIRAL1-like 3. Gene Ontology annotation, biological process: cortical microtubule organization. NCBI's taxonomy places the organism in Eukaryota, Viridiplantae, Streptophyta, Magnoliopsida, Fabales, Fabaceae. The record is from RefSeq and is a predicted model, not a curated record. Gene Ontology annotation, cellular component: cortical microtubule, transverse to long axis.